ACCAAGUGGAGGGGUAUCAUUGAGAUAUUAAAGACAGCUGAAGAACUAUGUUAACAAAUUUUAUGAUAGACACUUACAGUUUCAUUCAUCGACACUUCAUGUGAUAUAACGUUAUUGAUAUAAAACUCAAUGAGAGCCAUUAAAGAUUGUUUGAGAAAACACGGUACUCGAACUAACAGAGGAGAAAACACAAAUGAGACAUGAUUGGAAUAUUAUGAUGGAGUUACCAAAACACGCAAUGCUUUAUGAGGUCGACCUGCUUUCAAUUGGUACAUAACGGCAUAUUUUGCACAUUGGUAGUGUGAACAUACAUGUAGACAGACAGUCAUCAAAAGAACAUUGCAACAAAAUGGGUGGCAAGUCGAAAAAGUGCCCGAAGAAAGAGGACGUUCCGAUGAGAAUUUUUAUACAGUAUAAAAAUGAAAGACAAAAUCUAGAUAUUUACGAUGGCAAAACGGUGCUGGAGAUCAAACAGAUAAUUCGAGAUAAGUUUGACAUCGGGACGCAGUCCGACAAUAAAGAGAAAAAAGUCCUCGUAUUACAUUUCGCCGGGGCGGACCUAAAAGACGAAUGGAUAUUCAAGGAUGCGGGGAUACAUCAGGGGGAGACAAUACACGUUCUCAUGCGGAAUGAAGUUCACCCAACGUUAUAUAUUCAUUGUGCAUUUAGCCAAGAGACAAUUCCAAUCUUACAGCCAAUAGAUUGCAUUAAAAUGCAAGUCGAAGAAUUACGGACAAUUGCAGCUGAAAAAUCCGGUAUACCUGUUACUGUAUUUAGACUGACAAAUGCUAAAGGAGUUGAGAUGUACGAUUGUCAGACGUUGUUCGAUUAUGGGGUUGAACAAGCGCAUACCAUAAACUUAGAGACUUGGGACGGUUGGAAUGAUUUUCUAAAUGUAGCAAUUAUGGGGUUCACUGCGCAGGUUAUGACGUUGAUAAGCGAGAAUGACGUCGUUGGACGUUUCCAAAUGAAAGUCGCUCUUCAUAUUGCCGCUCAUUUCGGUCAUGUUGACCUGGCAGUGAGUCUAUUACGUCAGGGGUUAAGAGCCAGUGAGCCAAUAGGAGAGCAUCCAAUCAGGCAGUGGUGCAACAAUGAUGCCCAUACCGGAAGUUACAAAUGUCCAAUCCACGUUGCUGUAGAGAACGGUCAACUAGGAGUACUGAGGACUUUCAUAAAUCACGAUAUAUGCAACAUGAUGGUUAAGAAUAUAGAUGAUCUUAUGCCACUGAACAUUGCACUUCGCAAAAAGAAAAAAAGCUGUGCAAGUUUUCUGCUGACUAAGCAAUGGACACGAAUGCAUAUUGGAAAGUCAACAGUUUCCCUAGCCAUAUACGCAAGGAUAAAAAAGUGGGCGGAAAAAGCAAAGGCAAAUACCUUUUUCAUUUAUGGACAAUCUAAAUCCUCAUUGAAAAGGCCGCCAUAUGUGACGGAUGCGUUGCUAGGGAACGGUGUGCAUCUAGAUGGGUUCUCGACAAGUCCUAUGAUGGCGAAAGCGAAGGCUGAUAAACAAGAUGACAGCAAGAAACGCCCGGCGUAUUACUAUUUCCAGGAAGUUGGAUAUAUGAACCCCGAGGAGUAUUUCAGACGAAUUCUGUCGAACGCAAAGCAGGCAAAGACACAAACAUUCACUAAAGCACUUUUUGGUGGGCGACAACAAUUAAAGAACGAUCUCCCCAGUUCUCGUUCAGUUACGCCAGAAAAACGUCAGCGACCUAGGAGUAGGAGCAUUGGUGCAUCAAGAUUGCGACUACCGCCAAUUAACGAAGGUCCUAAGGUCAGCGCAUCAAACCCAGAUAUUCAGAAUGCCUCUAAGUCAGCUACUGGCAGAAAUUCUAUUGUUGAACAAACAUUAACCAGACGCGAGAGUAUCGCAGCUGACAAUGUAUCUAGGAUUGAGUCAACCACCGGUUUCAUUCAGACGGGAUUAGCACCUGUGCCCCCAAAGGACAGUAAAGAUAUCGAGCCCGAUCAGCUUAAAUCAAGGAAGAAAUCAAUUUCAAAAAAGAAAAAGAAACGCGGAGGAGCCAGUGCAGUUCAAUCGCUAAUGGCUAAAAAUAAAGCUUCAGAACUUUCAAUCCCCUUGCCACAAAAAAGUGUUGAAACCACCCCGAGACCCUACUUUCACUCCACAACUCAAGGUGAAAAUCUUGCAGAUAGUACACUCGAACUGUUCGAGACCUAUCGAGGCGAGACUUCGCGAGAUUACGCCAUAAAGUGUCUUUCUGUUGCUAAUAAGUACAAAGAAAGGCCUUGGCUUUCACAAGUUAGAACUGCUAUGGAAAUUACGGCACGAGGUGUCAGGAAAGCUGUGUUAAGGCAGCCUCAUCUAUUCGCCCCUUUUCAAAGGACUAGCACUGUAGGAACUAUGGGCACACGCAUGUGACAUUUACUAUAGGUGUGUUGUCUUUCCAUAAUCUAGCUACAAACCCUUGUGCCUCACUCUGAUGCGUUGUGUUGGUGAAGUAAUCCCCAGCUUUGAACUAUGACUAGCUUUUCAUAAUGCCCCUUGUCCUUUGUGCACUGCAAAAAUGCUUUCAGUCCGCAAAAAUACAGUAUGCCAUGCUGCUGUAUGUCGUAUGCAGGCAUUGCUAAAGACGAGUGUACUUAGUUUAUCACUAAAUCAUUUAAAUUGUAUAUUUUAUAUGAUACGCAUUUUUAAAUUUCGUAUUUUUAACAUUUUGAAUAAAUUAUACCAAUAUCAUUACAACUCA
Messenger RNA from Owenia fusiformis, 2711 nucleotides. NCBI's taxonomy places the organism in Eukaryota, Metazoa, Annelida, Polychaeta, Sabellida, Oweniidae. The record is from the annotation of a GenBank genome assembly.